Molecule: messenger RNA, 570 nt
Organism: Enterobius vermicularis (human pinworm)
Lineage: Eukaryota; Metazoa; Nematoda; Chromadorea; Rhabditida; Oxyuridae
Source: the annotation of a GenBank genome assembly
AUGGUAGCAGUGCCAUAUUGUCGUUGUCGAGUUUUGUACAUCGGCAGUGCUGUUCCAACGAUCACCAAAGAUGGACUUCAAGGAAUCCAACAACCGUUACGUGAACGUUAUCCAACUGAAGAGAAUGCCGAUACACGUGGCAUAGAUUCUUGGCUUUCUGUUUGGUCCAAUGGUAUUUUAUUAGAAUACAUUGAAGGAGAUAAGAAAACGGAAACAGCAUUUCAUCCAAUAAAUUCAUUACAUUAUUGCGCUGCCGUACGUUAUGUCAAUGUCACGGGAUAUGCAAUUGAGGGUGGCGGUGAACGGUUUUUACCGUUGGAUUCACCGUUUGCCUGUAACGAAGAUUCACCUCAUCCGCCAAUGUUUGCAGCAAUUUUUAGACGAACUACCGGAAUUAAGGUUUUGGAAUGUCAUGCAUUUAUUUGUACAAAUUCGAAAGCAGCAAAUGCACUUGUACGAUGUUGCUUUCAUGCUUAUGCCGAAUCUAUGUAUGUAAAACUUGAUGAAAAAAUUCCUGGUUUAAAGGCAAUAAAAGAAGCUAGCCGAAGCAGUACUCCAAAUAGUCCAUCC